Molecule: messenger RNA, 1678 nt
Organism: Salvia miltiorrhiza (redroot sage)
Lineage: Eukaryota; Viridiplantae; Streptophyta; Magnoliopsida; Lamiales; Lamiaceae
Product: glycolate oxidase 1-like
Exons: 12
Coding region: 361-1530 (389 amino acids)
Cellular component (GO): peroxisome
Molecular function (GO): oxidoreductase activity; FMN binding
Source: RefSeq, a predicted model, not a curated record
UCUCUCUCUCUCUCUCUCUCUCUCUCUCUCUUGUUGAUUGGAAGAAAAGAGGUUUCUUUUUGUCACCCAAGUUUUUAUUUUGAAAAUCUAUUUAGUUUAGUGAAGAUAUGAUUUCACUAAUGCUGUGGUUUAUUAAGGAAUCGGUAAUGAUGAUGUUAGAUUAUACUAAUAUAUAGGAAAAGCUGUUUCUUUCACCAAUUUUAUGCGAUUGUUUUUUGAAACCAAUUUUAUGUGAUUGUUAAGUGUUCCUUCUCUGGACUGGACUGGACUGCACUGCCCUUAGAUGACUUACAAAGACAGUUCUUAACUUGUAUUUUGUUGUUGUUAAUCUUUUUGGAGAGCGUUACUGAUUGAAGGUUUAUGUGCGGCGCUGAGAAGAAAUCAAAGCAAGGGAUUUGUGAAAAAGGCAGUGCAGAGAUGGGUGAGAUCACAAACGUAAGCGAGUACCAGGCUAUUGCCAAGGAGAAAUUGCCGAAAAUGGUGUAUGACUAUUAUGCUUCGGGCGCCGAGGACCAAUGGACUCUUGCUGAGAACAGAAAUGCAUUUUCGAGGAUUCUGUUUAGGCCCCGGAUUCUGAUUGAUGUGAGCAAGAUCGACAUGGCUACCACUGUGUUGGGCUUCAAGAUCUCUAUGCCAAUCAUGAUUGCCCCCACUGCUAUGCAGAAAAUGGCUCACCCUGAUGGUGAGUAUGCAACAGCUAGAGCUGCAUCAGCGGCUGGAACUAUCAUGACACUGUCGUCGUGGGCCACUUCCAGCGUUGAAGAAGUAGCCUCCACGGGACCUGGCAUUAGAUUCUUCCAGCUUUAUGUCUACAAGGACAGGAACGUCGUGGCUCAGCUUGUGAGGAGAGCUGAAAGGGCGGGUUUCAAGGCCAUUGCACUCACUGUGGACACCCCAAGAUUGGGACGCCGUGAAUCUGAUAUCAAGAACAGAUUUGUUUUGCCACCGGGCUUGACACUGAAAAACUUUGAGGGUUUGAACCUCGGGAAGAUGGAUCAAGCCAAUGACUCUGGUCUUGCUUCGUAUGUUGCUGGUCAAAUUGAUCGUACAUUGAGCUGGAAGGAUGUUAAGUGGCUGCAAUCAAUCACUUCAAUGCCAAUCUUGGUGAAGGGUGUGCUCACUGCAGAGGAUGCAAGGAUUGCUGUCCAGAGUGGAGCUGCUGGCAUCAUCGUCUCCAACCAUGGCGCUCGCCAGCUGGACUAUGUGCCCUCGACUAUCAUGGCUUUGGAGGAGGUGGUGAAAGGUGCACAAGGGCGGGUUCCGGUGUUCUUGGAUGGAGGUGUCCGCCGUGGAACAGAUGUGUUCAAGGCAUUGGCACUAGGAGCCGCUGGCAUCUUUAUUGGGCGACCGGUGGUGUUCUCGUUGGCUGCGGACGGAGAGGCCGGCAUCAGGAAAGUGCUGCAGAUGCUGCGCGAUGAGUUUGAGCUGACGAUGGCGUUGAGUGGUUGCCGCUCGCUUAGUGAGAUCACGCGCAACCACAUUGUCACUGAGUGGGAUGCUCCUCGAGGCCUCCCGGCCCCUAGGUUAUAAGAGAUGCGUGCAUUAAAAAACAUAAACAUAAGAGAUCCAUGUGAAAAACCUAUAUAUUUUGUUUCAUGUUGUCAAAUAUUCUCAACUUCUUCAUUCUACUCAUUUGUCUUUACAUAAGCUUUUGAAUGAUGAUGGAACACUUAUAUUA